Lottia gigantea (owl limpet) is the source of this 471-nucleotide messenger RNA. RefSeq lists its product as hypothetical. NCBI's taxonomy places the organism in Eukaryota, Metazoa, Mollusca, Gastropoda, Lottiidae. The record is from RefSeq and is a predicted model, not a curated record. The transcript is spliced from 4 exons. Bases 1 to 471 code for a protein of 156 amino acids.
AUGCGUUAUUCCUGUCUACUCAACUUAAAUGUGCUAUCUAACACAGAAGGUAAUAAGUGUCCAGAUGAGAUAGAGAAUGUAGUACAGACAUGUAUAGAAGAGUCAGGAAUGUAUAAUCUAAAACAUACAAUCGGUUCAGUUUUCAUUGAUGGCAGAUUAGAUACACAGUUCUGCAGAAGUGGUAUGGAUAUUGCUGUGACUUGUAUUGAGAACAUACUCAACUUCUGUCAAGAUGAUCUGGAACAGAAGAGGAUGCUGAACCUCCUGGUGGACAUUGACAAGCUCAGAACCAGUUUCUAUUAUUUCUGUCAAAAUAUCCACGUGUUCGCUACGAAUCAGUCGUGUUUAAUUGGGUUGUAUCAGGUACCAGUAUGUAUCGACAGAGUCACACAUGAACAAAAUCUUCAAACCAAUUCUACUCAACCACCUGAUGUGACAGUAAUGGGGUUAAUGAACAGUCUAUGUGGGUAG